This is a messenger RNA of Gongylonema pulchrum, 336 nucleotides long. Lineage: Eukaryota; Metazoa; Nematoda; Chromadorea; Rhabditida; Gongylonematidae. The record is from the annotation of a GenBank genome assembly.
AUGCGAGCCAUUUCAGGUCGUAAGACAACACUAAAAAUGUUGAUGUUGACGGUUGUGAUGAGUAUGGUACGUAGUAUGUUUAUUAUCACUGCCAUGUUCCUCCUGGUCCUCUUUUACGCAUACGCCGGUGUUAUAUUAUUUGGUAUGGUCAAGUACGGACAAGCCGUUUCCAAACAUGUGAAUUUCCGGAACGCUAAGGAAGCCCUCGUUGUUCUGUUUCGAAGUGUUACUGGCGAGGAUUGGAACGAUAUCAUGCAUGAUUGCAUGGUAAGUAACGCUUACAAGAACACGAAAAUAAUACCGCCUCAUUUCUUUGAACAAUCCUACUUUGAAUGA